Molecule: messenger RNA, 210 nt
Organism: Saccharomyces mikatae IFO 1815
Lineage: Eukaryota; Fungi; Ascomycota; Saccharomycetes; Saccharomycetales; Saccharomycetaceae
Gene: HSK3
Product: Hsk3p
Exons: 1
Coding region: 1-210 (69 amino acids)
Biological process (GO): attachment of spindle microtubules to kinetochore
Cellular component (GO): DASH complex
Source: RefSeq, a predicted model, not a curated record
AUGAAUGCCAACAAGCAAAGACAGUAUAACCAGCUUGCACACGAGCUGAGAGAGCUCCAGACAAACCUGGAAGAAACGACAAAACAAUUAGAUAUUAUGUCAAAACAAUGCAAUGAGAAUCUUGUUGGCCAAUUGGGCAAGGUACAUGGAAGUUGGUUGAUCGGCAGUUAUAUUUAUUACAUGGAGCAAAUGCUUGGAAAAGCACAGUGA